This is a messenger RNA of Talaromyces stipitatus ATCC 10500, 1377 nucleotides long. RefSeq names its product ubiquitin-like protein DskB, putative. Gene Ontology annotation, molecular function: polyubiquitin modification-dependent protein binding. Gene Ontology annotation, biological process: ubiquitin-dependent protein catabolic process. Gene Ontology annotation, cellular component: cytosol. Lineage: Eukaryota; Fungi; Ascomycota; Eurotiomycetes; Eurotiales; Trichocomaceae. The transcript has 2 exons. The record is from RefSeq and is a predicted model, not a curated record. Bases 1 to 1377 code for a protein of 458 amino acids.
AUGGCGGACGACGCUCCGGCAGCGGAACCUGCCUCCAUCACGUUCAGCGUUAAGGCAUCAAACGACGCCAAGUAUACCUUCACAUUGCCAGAUUCGACGAGUGUCGCCGAUUUGAAAGAGAAGCUGUCCAGCUCUGAGUACGCAGAAACGCCUGCCGAUCGCCAACGAUUGAUUUACUCUGGUCGGGUGCUUAAAGAUAACGAGACUCUGUCAUCCUACAAGAUCAAAGAUGGGCACACCAUUCAUCUAGUCAAGAGUGCGGCUAGCAAUCAACGACAGAACCCACCUCCCCAAUCUUCCAGCAGUGGUGCUGGCACGGCGCCUUCAUCUAUACCUGGAGUACCUACAAAUAUUGCCGCAGGAACUGGAAACAACCCUUUAGCUGGCCUGACUGGAGCACGGUACGCAGGCUUUGCCCAGCUCCCGGGGGCUGGAAUGUUUGGACCAGACGGCGGAAUGGGACCUCCUCCCGACCCCGACCAGAUGCUCAGUAUGCUUGAGAACCCUCAAGUACAAGCCACGAUGAACGAGGCGCUCCAGAACCCCGCCCUUAUUGACUUGAUGAUACAACAAAACCCAAUGUUGCGAGAGAUGGGCCCUGGCGUGCGACAGAUGAUGCAAAGUCCUGAAUUUCGACGAAUGCUGACCGACCCGGCGGCGAUCCGUCAAAUGGCGCAGAUGCAACGAGCAUUUGGCGGUAUGGGCUUUGGAGGAGCUGGUAACACCGCGUUCCCCGCCCCUGGAGUCACGAACGCCACCCUUGAGGAAAACCGUAACCAACAGCAGCAGGGUGCUGACCAAGCUCCUGGUGCAAAUCCGCCUGUCAACCCGUUCGGCGCUGGUGCGAAUCCUUUUGCCGGUCUUUUUGGGAUGCCCCCUCUUCAACCGCCGUCAACGACCGGACAGCAGAAUAUCACCACCACCGAGUCGAACACGACUGGUACGCAAGCUGCGACUGAUUCUUCGGCGCAGAAUCAACAAGUUCAGAAUCCUUUUGCUGCUCUUUUUAACCCUGCGAUGUUCGGAAUGCCACCAGGCCAGAAUACGGCAGGUGGUGCAUCACAGGCGCCAAAUUACAACAACCUUUUCAACCCUCAGAACAACCCAUUCAUGCGCGAUCCUGCUUUGCUACAAAACGUAAUGCAAGCCAUGGGCGGAGGCAACGCAGGCGCUGGUGCGGAGAACCCUUGGGCAUCUCUUUUCGGUGCUCCUCCAGCCGCAGCCCAGCCUGAUAACCGUCCUCCCGAGGAACGAUAUGCAGAACAAUUGCGCCAAUUAAAUGACAUGGGGUUCUACGACUUUGACCGCAACAUCACUGCUCUACGGAGAAGUGGCGGGAGUGUGCAAGGCGCUGUUGAUUUUCUGCUGAACAGUUAG